Messenger RNA from Etheostoma cragini (Arkansas darter), 3724 nucleotides. Its product is annotated as interleukin-6 receptor subunit beta. Gene Ontology annotation, biological process: cytokine-mediated signaling pathway. Gene Ontology annotation, molecular function: cytokine receptor activity; protein binding. NCBI's taxonomy places the organism in Eukaryota, Metazoa, Chordata, Actinopteri, Perciformes, Percidae. The record is from RefSeq and is a predicted model, not a curated record. Gene Ontology annotation, cellular component: external side of plasma membrane. The transcript is spliced from 15 exons. The coding region runs from base 219 to 2483 and encodes 754 amino acids.
AAGCAACUUCCUGAUCCCACAGACCUCGGCUGCUCAGUCUGACUUCAUCUGCUGGUUUCCUCCUCCACCGCUCACAUCUUAAUCACAUCGCACAUGAAAAUAACACGUUCUCUGUCUUUAGUUCUUUAGAGGGAAAUAGCAGGUGUAGAAAAGGAAUGGAGGCUUGUGAAAUGAGCUGGUCGUUUGAUUAUAUAGUCAUUUAAAACCAUUACAGUAAGAUGAACAUUUGGUCUUCAAAACUGCACCUUGCUACGUGGACUGUGAUGAGCUUCCUCUGUGUGUUUUCUGAUGAGGUGAUGGUGAGGGACUCUGACUUGAAGCUGUGUGAGAAGGACAAGCGAGUGUGUGUCACUGACCUCAGAGACUGUGCCCCUCAACCUCCUGCAUCUAUACAGAAGACGCUGAACAUGUCCUGUUGCUACCAGAUAUCACAGAGCUCCAUAACAUGUGAGUGGAGUCAGGAGUUUAACAGCUACACUGAGCCUGACGUUUCUCUCAUCUUCAGCAGCGAAGAUACAAUCAUAUCUUGUCAGGGAAUCUUCAACCCAGCAGCUGUCCUCAACGUAACCGCCAGGAUCAAAAACUACAUGAUGGGAAGGGAGGUCUGGUCCCAGCCUCAUACUGUAUUUCUUUAUGAUGCAGUCAAACCUUCUCAGCCUGUAUUAACUGUACUUGGCUCCACUGAGGACUCUAUUGUUGUGUCUUGGAGAAGCAAUGUUGGCAACGGCUGUUGUCGGCUUUGCUAUAGAGUCGACAACACUCACACAUGGACCCAGGUUCCGGGUUAUGUUCCUGCACGUCGAGAUGAGACACUGACCUACACAAUCAGAGACCUCCUGACGUUUACCGUCUACAGAGCUGCUGUGGCCUGCAGAGAGGACUCCGGCAUCUGGAGCGACUGGAGUUCUGACGUCAGCACGAGGACGCUGGACAGAGUGCCCUCCAAGCCUCCAGAGGUGUGUUACAGAGUGGAGACAACAGACUCUGGUGGAUCUUUUCUCCUUCAUCUCAUGUGGAAGGAACUUGACCUCCGUGAUGCCGGAGGUCGUGUCCUUGGAUACCAGGUGAGCUACAAGCCAGUGAAGAAGCAGCAACUGCAGGAAAGAAUAAUUCAAAAUGUUACGGACGUAACGGCGUUCCUGGUGGUGGAAGAGGGGAACUGCAGUGUCACAGUUACCGCUUUCAAUACGGCCGGCUGUGGACCUGCCGCGCAUCUCAGGAUUGACACACAAGCCCGGAACACUCUCCCGUCAGUCACAAGCUUGUGGGUGUCCAGUUCUUUCCCUGCUAUAAAUGGCCUGUUGGUCCAAUGGGAGAGUCCCACAGCCUCGCCCUCUGUCCCGCCUGUCAGUCAUCUUGCUGUCCAGUGGCGCCAUGAGACUCGUCCAUCCACCAGCCGCUGGACCACAGAGGACAACAAAAUCACCUCCACUGUCAUACAAGAUGUUGACCCUGAUGAGUCCUACCUGAUCAGUGUGUUCCCCAUCUACCCCCAUCAGCAGUGUGGACCUCCUCAGUUUCUGCCUGCCAGUCUGCAGCAGGGAGCACUGAUGGAGCCGGUCCAACUGAAGGUGGGGGGCGUGACCAAAACCACAGUGACAGUGGUGUGGGUGUGGCAGAGGAAGGCUGGACCAAUCAGAGUCAACAGAUACAGAGUCAUGCUGACAAAAGAAUCAGAGAGCAAAACGCUGUCUUUGUGGCCACCCCAAUGGCAGCUCACCUUUAACAACCUGGAACCCAACACUGAGUAUUCCCUUCUCCUAUUGGCUGAUGAUGUUUCUAGAAACAUCAUCCCUGUGAGGACAGACUUUGAUGAGAUGCCAGCGGUGGCUACAGCGACUCCUCUGUUGCUGCUGGCUGUCAUUGUGUUCAUCACCUCUAUCCUGUCCAGGACUGUGUACAAGUCGUACUUCUUCCCCCCCAUCUCCAGCCCCCAGGGCAGUACGGCAGGCCAGUGGCUGAUGGACCCAAACCACCUGAAAACUGCAGAGAGAAACCUCCUGGAUAUUGAGGCGUUCCAAGUGACAGACAUACUCGGACAGAAGAGUCUCAUCACGGUCUGUCCGGACUCCCAGCCCUCCUCAGAGGACCUACGUGGAGACACCUCUCUGCUAUCGAUCAGCCACCUCAUCAUCAAACCGUCAAGCCUAGAACUGGACCCAGACUAUAUUUCCGAUGCUCCCGUGAUCACAGAGGACCGGCUGGUUUCUCUCCAGUCCUACCACGCUGACUACACAGUGAGCUGCCACCUUCCUGACACAGUUUGCCUAAAUAAGGACAGCUGUGUGGCCGACACGGCUCUGCUGCAUCAGACACAUGAAGGCAACAGCUACUUUCCUCAGAAAAAGGAAGAGAGUGGUUUUUCUAGGGAAACUGCACUGAAAUGUAAUUUUUGUGAAUUCAUUCCAAACAGUCAUUGUGCUUAUCAGUUAGCCUGUGAAGCUGAGUAUGUUUCUUCCUUUCUGGGGAAAACGGAUGUGUAAACAGUGAGUGGACACUGGUCUUAUCUGAUCUGUGAGACUGAUUAUGGACAAUGUACUUCAGUGCAACAUGCCGGGCCAAACACAGGUAGAAAAGUAAGAGAAAUAGCAGAGAAUUUCUAAUAAGGGAAGAACUUCUACUCUUCUGAUACUACCGGUUUCUGAAGUGAUUGCAGUUCCACUCUGGUUCCAUAUGAGGGCACUCACACUGCAGAAUCAAUGGUGGUUUAUGGAGCUAUACCCCUCAAAAUCCACUUUUCUCAGAAUCUAAUUUUUUGUCAAGUAAUUUGAAUGUUGCGUUUGUAAUAGGAGGCUAAGGAAAUACACUCUGCUGGCUUUUUUCUUCUAAAAAGCCUUUUAAAAUAAACAGAGUCACUUCCUUUUUCUCUCGACGCAUCGACAACAUGGCGGACAGGUUAGGCUCUCCCUGUCAAAACACGUGCUAGAAAGAGGUUUGCUAAUGUUUUAAAAACCACACAGAAAUAUUCACUCUGACAAUCUGGCUCCGCUUCGGAUGCCAUCAAGCGGGAUCUCUGGUUGUAAUCAGUCCGUCACUGACCAAUCAGCAUUCAUUAGCAGAAUGCUAGUGUGUUAUGGUCAACGACUCAACCUAUAACACAUUGAAAGGACAAAAGUACUCGUUCAGUCAACUUUCAACCUAUAAUCCAUGUUGAACUUGCAAGAACUACAAUCAAAUCUGAGAUUUCUCAACGCCAAUCAGGCAAAAGAGAAAAAUGUAGCCGUCUAGCUUCAUAGAGUCCCAUUCAUGUUGCACUGGAACGCAAUCACCCGCAGUGGAACUCUGGUGGAACUGCAACCAAAUUCAGUACAAUGGGUUUCCUUAACCACUGGAGGGCCAAAGCACAUUGCUUUGGCUGUUGGGUGGCACCUGAAUUAAAAGAGUUUAUUAUCUUUUUUUGUGACCAUUUUAAGAACUCUCAGAGACAGGCUUAGCAGGCUUUCACACUGAGACCAGACCUGCGUUAAAACAUUGGUUACUUUAGAUUCCAGCGAGAUGUGAAAGAUCUUGAAGGUUUGUUUCAGAUGUCAAAACACUGCACAGUGGUUUGCAAUAUUUUAUCUUUUGUCACAAGGUAAACAGUAGAAUUUCGCCAUUACCGUAGCAAAGUAACAGAGAUAUGUGCUUCCACAUAUUUGGUCACAGCAGCAUCUUUCUGAAUGACACAAAAACGUUGUUUCUGGACAAUUCUGCUGUGUUGAGACCGAGCCUUUGGUGUUGGCAC